This is a messenger RNA of Pseudogymnoascus destructans, 1331 nucleotides long. RefSeq lists its product as uncharacterized. The transcript is spliced from 2 exons. Lineage: Eukaryota; Fungi; Ascomycota; Leotiomycetes; Thelebolales; Thelebolaceae. Gene Ontology annotation, molecular function: structural constituent of ribosome. The coding region runs from base 48 to 1094 and encodes 348 amino acids. The record is from RefSeq and is a predicted model, not a curated record. Gene Ontology annotation, biological process: mitochondrial translation. Gene Ontology annotation, cellular component: mitochondrial small ribosomal subunit.
ACCGAGAAAAUCUAUUUAAACUCCGUCCACAUCCCACCCACCUUAAAAUGCCACCCUCCUUAAUACCGAAGAAUUGUUCUUCAAUUUUAUCUUCUUCCCAAUCGUCAUGUAGGAGGGGAACCAUCAGAGUUGCGCAGCCUCUGCGCUCGUUCUCUGCCUCAACCAAAAACCAAGGUCGUACGCACCUACGCCGGAAGCUGUACUCCUGGCUCAAUGGGCCAGGAGCGGCAUUCAAGGAGCCGAUGGAAGGGGCCAACUACCUUGGAGCCUAUGACAACAAGGGAAACUUGAGGAGGGCGGCGUUUGCUACUCCUGGAGAACCUCUACCGCCACCAGGGGGGCUUGAUCUCAGGCCGUUCCCGAAAAACGAUGACUUCGUGUCACAACCUGUCACUAGCGAAGCGUUGAGGGAAGCGGUAUGGGAGAGGAUCAUGAAGAAUGGCCUCUCUGUCAAGGAAGUCAGCAAGGAGCUCGGGAUCGAGAUGAGCCGCAUUGGCGCUAUUGUGCGGUUAAAGGAGGUUGAGAAGGCAUGGCAACGUCAGGGCAAACGUCUCGCCAAACCAUACUCGAGAGCACUCAUGGAAAUGCUGCCCCAGACCCCCUACCCGAAUAAGUCCUGGUCCGGCGCAGUGCAACCCCACGAGUCCAUCAACGACCUCCCCAUCCACGCCGCCACCCAGCAGCAGAUCUUCUACCCCACCUCCGAAUCCAGACAAUUCACCCGCGUCGACGCAGCCCGCAUCUUCGCUGACGGCCUCCUCCCGGCCGACCUGCGCGUCCCCCACCCCGAAUUAAUCGAGGACGACCGCCUCCGCCUCCAAGGUGUGGGCGCCAAGGACAUCGCUGAGCGCGCCGAGGCGCGCAGCAAGGAGGCCUACGAGAAGAAGGCUGCUGCCGACGAGCGCAAGCGCGCCCGCGAGGCCGCGGCUCUCAAGGUCAUCCCGGGUGUGAGGUGGGACUUCAAGUUCCGCGAGGUCAGCGUCGAUGCUGCUGGUGAGACUGGCAGAGGCAAGAACGGCACGGGCUGGAGAUACGGUGUCCCGCUUUACGACAGGCGGAGGGGCGAGGUCAAGAUCCCUACCAGGGUGGCCUGAGCGUGUUUGGAUAGGUGGCCUGUAUGAAGUAAAGUUGAUGUUUAAAGGGCGUUUUUGGGGAGCAUUCAUUCAGCCUUGUACAGUGGAUGGGAGCAUUUUCACUGAGCGUCAGAGCGCUAGGUAUUAUAUAGCUUGUAAGAUGAGAGAUAUUAUAUGUAUAGAUUGAUUGGGCCACUGCUGCCUGUAUCUCAAGAAUCGAAUCAUAUUCAAGAGAUAUAUAUGAAUUGAGUUUACUAG